This is a messenger RNA of Saccharomycopsis crataegensis, 1989 nucleotides long. RefSeq names its product fungal specific transcription factor domain-containing protein. The transcript has a single exon. Gene Ontology annotation, molecular function: DNA binding; zinc ion binding. NCBI's taxonomy places the organism in Eukaryota, Fungi, Ascomycota, Saccharomycetes, Ascoideales, Saccharomycopsidaceae. Gene Ontology annotation, biological process: DNA-templated transcription. The record is from RefSeq and is a predicted model, not a curated record. The coding region runs from base 1 to 1989 and encodes 662 amino acids.
AUGCUCCCGUGCAUCAAUUGUAUCAACUACAAAACAGUUUGCAUUUAUGAUUCAGAGACAUCUAAAAGUCGACAAAAUUACAAAACUCCUUCAAUUGUCUCUAAGUUACUUUCUAACUUGAGCAAAAUUGGCGAGGGCGAUAUUAAGAACAAUCAAUCACUUUUUUCUGGCCUUGACACAUUGAACACUUUACUUGAGCAAUCAAUAGAUAAGGCUCGAUAUAAGGAAGAAGAUCACAGUCCAUCAUUAUCUAAGGAAACUCUAGUAUCAAAAAAUUUCAGGAAAAACAGAUUUUCUAAGACUGCAAAUGGUUACUGUAUUGUGAACUCUUUUUUUGGGUUGUACUCAUCAGUCUCAUUGUUUUCGGGCCCUGGUUUAGCCUGGUUUACUGAUACAACUAUGAAACAUAACUCAGUUUAUGAUUUAAAUAUUUUUAGUGAGAAAGAACUCAAAAACUCUAUGCACUCACGAUUCAUGAAAAAUUUAGAAAAUUUUGAAAAGUUAAACGUUAUUUGGUCUGAAUUUUUAAGCCUAAAUGAUGUAUUGGGAUUUGAACUAGAUGAGAAAAAAUUUUCAUAUCUUAUUCAAAAGCACUACUCUGACCCUAAUAUCAAAUGUUAUGUUUCUCAGUCAGUAUUAACUAGUAUGGUAAAUGAUUUUUUCAAAGAUAGACAAUCGUGCUUUCUCCAAAGAAAAUUUCUAGUACUAUUUUCAUUUAUUGUUUCUGCAUUACCAUUAUCAUCAAGCCUGGAUCAAAAAUUGCAAACUGAUUGCCUUAGAAUUUGUAUAUUUAUUUUUAAACGUUCAAUGUUCAGUGUGAAGAAUAAUAUUGAAUUUCUAAUAGGCCUAUUACAGCUUUUAUCCUGUGGAGAAUUAAAAUUAUUUCCUGAAUGGUUUGAGUCUAUUCUAGCAGAAGCAAUAGAAUACGCAUUUAAGUUAGGAUUUAAUAGAAAAGAACUAUACGUUGGGUUAGCUGAGACUGAUGCAGAUUUGAGAAGAAGUAUUAUGUGGGACCUUUAUGUUCUUGACAAGAAAAAUUAUUUAUUUCAGAGUAGAAGGAUGUACAUAUAUGAUGAUGAUAUAUCAUGUUUAUAUCCAAAUUCCAUGGAAGCAAUAAUAUCUAUCCCGCCACAAUCUAUCACCACAAUAAUGCAGGAAAACCAAUUGUCAAACUACAUUGAAUAUUAUCAGAUAAAAUUAGCAAAAAUAGUCUAUAAGAUCCACAAUGAAUUUUUAUCAGCAAAUAGUUCUUUGAAACUUGCUAACGCUGAAACACUUGAUAAGAUAUUGACAGAAUUCGAAUGUUUGAGAGGCUCAAUGGUGUUGGAAUUAAUGCCUGGGUCAAAAAUUAUGAAAGAUACUUUUAGUAAACAGGAUUUUUGGAAGAUAAGUUCAUUUCAUUUACUUUUCUUUACUUAUAUAUUAUUUUUGAUUUCAAGCUUGAAAACACUACCAGAUAGGAAAAAACCUCAAUAUUCGGUAUAUUUUCAUAAAGCCACUGGAUAUGCAAUGCUGAUUUUACAAUUAUUUUUGGAUGUUAAGGAUAAUAAUGAGCAGCAGGUCCUUCCCGAAAUUUGUGGACCCGCAGUGGUAAGUGCUUUUGUCUUGAUUGAAAAAAUUACUCAGAGUCCUUUGGAUGCAGAAACCCCUAGAAUCAUUGAGAUAUUGUUGAAAUUUAGGAAGCAGUUGGCAAACUUUUCUUCAAGAAGUUGGAACCAUUUCGGUCAAUUCAUUGAUUUAUUUUUGGCACCGACAACGAAAAUAUUUAGAGAACUUUAUAAAGACGGAAUAAGUAAUGAAUUGGCUAAAUUGAUUGAUGAUCUUUUGCAAGAAAUUCCCACUGCUGAUGAGGUCCAAAAUAACCCAGAAGCUUGUGGCUUGAACAAUAAAAUUGAAAAUUUCAAGGAAAUUGAUUUUCACGACCAUUUUCUUUCAAUUUUCGAAUCCACAGAUCCUUUUUUUUUCUUACAACCUGGUUUCGAGGGCUAG